Penicillium cataractarum is the source of this 960-nucleotide messenger RNA. RefSeq lists its product as uncharacterized. Gene Ontology annotation, molecular function: oxidoreductase activity, acting on the CH-OH group of donors, NAD or NADP as acceptor; NAD binding. The transcript is spliced from 2 exons. Lineage: Eukaryota; Fungi; Ascomycota; Eurotiomycetes; Eurotiales; Aspergillaceae. Bases 1 to 960 code for a protein of 319 amino acids. The record is from RefSeq and is a predicted model, not a curated record.
AUGCCCGAAGUUAUCGUUGCACUAGACGUUUGCCAGCAUGCGAUGCCAGCAUUCCGUACCCCGCACACUCUUAUCGAAUACCAUAACACAAAAGGAACAGAGGUAGCAGAGCGUCUCCAUCAUGCCACUAUCGCCGUGACUUCCGCGGUUCCUAUUACGGCUGAAACGAUUGCUCAGUGCCCUCAUCUCAAGCUCAUCUGUGUGUCAAUUGUCGGGGUUGAUCACAUCAAUGUUCAGGCAUGUCGGGCGCGCGGGAUCCGCGUCUGCAACACACCCGCAGCGACUACGGAAGCCGUUGCCGAACAUGCAAUUGCACUGUAUUUUGCCGCCAAGCGAAACAUUAUCCGGGCGCAUAAUUGGGUGAUUUCUGGGAAGGAGUGGGAGCUUGAGUCAACGGGGAUGACCGCAUAUGACCGAUUACCCACUCCCAUAAGCCAAGAUACUUUGGGCCUUAUCGGGUAUGGCAAGAUUGGGAAAAAGAUCGAAGUAUUCGCUCGAGCUUUGGGUAUGAAAGUCUUGAUUGCAGACAGACGGGGAAUACCCGAUGCGAGCAUCCGAGAUGGACGCGCUGCGUUUGAUACCGUGCUUCGGCAAUCGACCGUUCUCGUGUUGACUUGCCCGCUAGACGAGUCAACGGUCAAUAUGAUCUCCGAAAAGGAGCUGCAAUUGAUUCAGUCCAAUGGUGUUGUGAUCAACGUCGGCCGAGGGGGUCUCGUCGACGAAGAAGCUAUAGUUGCGGCUCUAAAGGCCAGAAAGAUAGCCGGCUAUGCAACGGAUGUAUUCCCGAUCGAGCCAGCCACUAAGGAGAACAGUUUGUUGCUUUCGAGCGACAUCCCUGGUUUGACCUUGUCACCGCAUCUGGCUUGGUAUAGCUCGGAGAGCAUUGAGCGACAGCAAGCCAGCAUUCAAGCGAUCGUGGAUGGAUUCGCAAGUGGGAAUUACGUUAAUGUGGUUUGCUAG